Messenger RNA from Phymastichus coffea, 3414 nucleotides. RefSeq lists its product as uncharacterized. Gene Ontology annotation, biological process: DNA integration. Gene Ontology annotation, molecular function: nucleic acid binding. The transcript has 2 exons. The record is from RefSeq and is a predicted model, not a curated record. Bases 1 to 3414 code for a protein of 1137 amino acids. Lineage: Eukaryota; Metazoa; Arthropoda; Insecta; Hymenoptera; Eulophidae.
AUGCUCACCGGGCGCAUGGCCGCCGCUGGACAGGCCGACCAGGGCUUCGUCCUGUCCUGCGCCACGCUGUCCAUCCCGCGCCCAGCGACCGGACACGAGCGCCUCCUCGGCCUCGUCCAGAAAUUCUGGUCUCUGGAGGAGGUACCCCAGGCGAGAAGGAUCUCUGCCGCCGACGUCGAGUGCGAGGCAGCAUUCGCUCGAGGAUGCAGCCGAGACCCCACAGGGCGCUACACCGUGGCCCUCCCGCUACGACCGGAACGCGUCGCUCUCCUCGGGGAGAGCCUGAGCCAGGCUCGUUCCGCCCUCGCCUCGAUGCACCGCCGGAUGCAGCGGGACCAGGAACUGUCGGGCCGCUACCACGAGUUCAUGGCCGAGUAUGAGAACCUCGGGCACAUGCGGCGUCUCACUGCCGAGGAGCUCGCCGCACAUCAGGGACCGGCCGUCUACAUCCCGCAUCACGGAAUCUGGCAACGUCACGAUCGAGGACGGAAACUGCGCGUCGUCUUCAACGCCUCGAGACCCACAUCCUCGGGAUACAGCCUGAACGACGCGCUACACGCCGGGCCGAAGCUACAAGGGCACGUGGCCACCGUGCUCACUAGGUGGAGGCUGCACCGUUACGCCUUUUGUGCGGACAUCCAGAUGAUGUUCCGCCAGAUCCGCGUGAGGCCAGAGGACGUCCACCUCCAGAGAGUGCUGUGGAGCCAGGACGCAGACUCCCCCGCCCACCACUACGCGCUGCAAACCGUCACUUACGGCGAGGCCUGCGCACCUUACCUGGCCCUCCGGACCAUCAGACAGCUCUGCGCCGACGAGGGCGCUGAGAACGACCUCUACAUGGACGACUUCCUCAGCGGCGGCCACAGUUUGGAGACAACCCGACGCCUCAGGGACCAGCUGAUCGCGCUCCUCACGGCGGGCGGCUUCCACCUGCGGAAGUGGGAGGCCAGCGACCCCGUCUUGCUUGAGGACAUCGCCGUGGACGAUCACCUUCGACCCAGCUGGGUCCAUCUCUCGGCGGACGGACCAGUUACUGAGCUCGGAGUAGGCUGGAGCCCGACCACCGACCGAUUCCGGUUCAAGCCUCCCGCCUCGCCUCAUCCUGGGCUUCAGCUGACUAAGCGCAAGGCCCUCGCCGAGCUCUCCAGUAUCUUCGACUCGGCGGGAUGGCUGGCGCCAAUCACCCUCGUGGCUAAGAUGAUCGUGCAGGAUCUGUGGAGAGCGAUGCUGAGCUGGGACGAGAUCCUCCCACAGGCGUGGCAGGACAAGUGGUCCGCAUUCCGCUCCACGAUCCUCGCGGCCACCGAGAUCGACAUCCCCCGAUGGAUCAGGCUCGCACCCGACAAGAACCUCCAGCUCCACGCGUUCGCCGACGCCAGCCGCCGCGCCCUAGCCGCCGCAGUCUACUCGCGGGUCACCGACAAGGACGGAAGCGUCACCACCGCCCUACUCAACGCUCGGACGAAGCUCUCCUCCAUCAAGAGCCUCCAGCCAGCAUCAACCGGACGCCUGCGCAUGACAAUCCCGCGACUGGAACUGCGCGCGGCUCUCAUCGCCUCGCAGCUUUUCACCACCACCGCCUCCACCCUCAAGUCCGACGAACCGGUGGGGAAUGACCUCGUGGACAACUACAUCGCCCACGUCCAGAAAUUGGUUGCCGGAGCAACCCUUCACCACGUGCCCACCACCGACAAUCCCGCGGACAUCGCCUCUAGGGUCGUCGGUUCAGACGCCCUCAAGGGCCACCGCCUCUGGUGGACCGGGUCGAAGUGGCUGUCCAGCCCCGAAUCCACCUGGCCCCAGACCGCCCUCGCCGACGACCCACCGUCUAUAGGCCCGGACGACAGCACCACCGCCUGCCUGGUCUCGCUCGCUCGUCGCCAAAGCCCUGCCGCCACGGAGGACCAAGCCCGGAACCACCUCGAGAAUUUCUCCACGCUAGGGAGUCUCCUCCGCGGCACCGUGAGGGCCCACCGGCUGCUGACCGGGUCAACGCCUAACUCGCCCAGACCAUUGGGGCCUGUCCGAGCCGCUGACCUCCGCUGGGCCUUUCUCACCUGCGCCCGCCUCUCGCAACGUCAAACCUUCGCGGAUGAGAUCAAGCUUCUUCAAGGACCCGCGCCCCGGCUCCAGACCUCACUCAGCGCGCUGGAACCCUUCCUAGACGAAGACGGACUCCUGAGAGUGGGCGGACGCCUCUCCCAAUCUCCACUGUCCUACGACGAGCGCCACCCCGUCCUCCUGGACGGAUGCUCGCACCUGGCAGAGCUCGUCCUCCGAUGGGCCCAUGCUUGCAGCCUGCAUGGAGGCUUUCGCUCUACCUACGCGAGAGUUCUGCAGAAGUCGUGGAUCACCGGCGGCAAGUUGGGCGUCAAGCGCUACCUUCGCCAGUGCCUGAUCUGCGCCCGGAUCUCCGCAAGGACCACCGCCCAAGGGAUGGCCCCCCUCCCCGCGGUGAGGGUGACCCCCUCGCGGCCCUUCAGUCACUGCGGCGUGGACUAUGCCGGCCCGUUUCCACUCUGCCGAAGCCGCGGACGGGGACUCCCUACCAUCAAGGGAUACGUGGCGCUUUUCGUGUGCAUGAGCACGAAAGCGAUCCACCUAGAGCUCGUCGACGACCUGACGACGGCCAGCUUCCUCGGAGCCCUCACCCGAUUCAUCGGGAGGAGAGGACGCCCCAACGAGAUCUGGAGCGAUAAUGGCACCAACUUCCGCGGUGCCAGCCUGGAGCUUCGACGACUGCUGCAGGAGGCCGAAAUCGACUGGGGGCUGGUUGAAGGGACGCUAGCACAGGUCGGCGUCUCGUGGAGGUUCAUCCCCCCCGCUGCCCCUCACUUCGGCAGACUCUGGGAGGCCGGCGUGAAGAGCAUGAAGGCCCACCUUCACCGCAUUGCUGCCCCCAAAAAGCUCACCUACGAGGAGUUUACCACACUCCUCAUCUCCAUCGAGGCCACUCUGAACAGCCGACUGCUCGCGCCGCCCACCGGAGACCUCGACGAUCUGGACGCUCUGACACCGAGCCACUUUCUCUUCGGAACCUCUGCCACCUCAAUUCCGCAGCCGCUCCCCGCAACCACCAACCUGGAGAGCACACAGCACUGGGAGCUCGUCCGAGCCAUGCGCGGGCUGUUCUGGGACCGCUGGGGCCGCGAGUACCUGAAUACCCUGCGCCAGCGCCCCAAGUGGAGGACCAUUCGACCUAACCUCCAGGUCGACGACCUUGUGGUCAUAACCGAUCCUACUCUUCUGCGCCCAGAUGGGCGAUGGCCUCUUGGCCAUAUAGUCGCCACCCACCCAGGACCGGAUGGCCUCGUCCGCUCCGCCAAGAUCCGGACCGCCGCCGGGGAGUAUGUACGGCCAGUCGUCAAGCUGGCGCCCCUGCCAGCCCUUGGUCUCAUCGAGCAGCCACCCUAG